This is a messenger RNA of Rhodotorula toruloides NP11, 2196 nucleotides long. Its product is annotated as transmembrane protein 41a. Bases 1 to 2196 code for a protein of 731 amino acids. The record is from RefSeq and is a predicted model, not a curated record. Lineage: Eukaryota; Fungi; Basidiomycota; Microbotryomycetes; Sporidiobolales; Sporidiobolaceae. The transcript is spliced from 3 exons.
AUGGCUUCACAGUCUCCCCACGGAGCGGGACCGAGCAGGUCGUACUCGCCCGCGCCAGGGUCAUCGCGAAUGACCACUCCGUCCGCUCCGCCGGGCACCGCUCCCUCCCCUUCUUCCACUUCGUCGACCAGCGCCAACCCUUCCCGCAUGUCCCCGCCACGAACCUCGUCGUCUCGCUCUCACUACUCCCCCCUCGCGACCCCGUCCGACCCGCUCGCCUCAUGCUCCACCACGCCCCUCUCCUCCCCCAGCCUCUCAAGGCCCUCAGCGCUCUCAAUCCGUCCACACCACUACGACCCCUCGCACGCCUCUCACUCCACAACCCGCAUGCGCGCGCGGUCGAUAAAUUCAGGAAAGGGCGUCGCGGUGCCGGUUCAAUUGCCGCAUCUCUCGCCUACACUCGUGGGAAGCCCGGUCUUGCCGGGCAUGAGUAGCUUCCUCGAGACGGGGCGCGAGGCGGAAGGGUAUGGGAUCUCGCCGCUCGCGAGGCAGAGACAGGAACAUGAUAGGCGGAUCAGGUUCAAUCCCGAGGUGGGUGUGGAUGAGGCGGGCGGUGCGAAUGCUUCGUCGGCGGAAGGGACGGAAGAGUCUGGCUCGACGCAGUCUGAUACGCCCCCUCAGACGCCGCAGGACGAGUAUGACGAGGUGGAGGGAGGACCGAGGGUGUGGGUUGAGCCGCCCAGUCGGAGGGGGAGCAACGUGGGUUACUACGAAGACGAGCGCGAGGCCUGGCGUACGGGUGGCGAGCCAGACGACGAAGCGCAGUCGCUCAUCGCCAAGCCGGACAUCAACACGCGCAACCGGAGCAAGAGUCUCGAGGGUAUGACGAGGAUGAGCCUCAGGCGCGGAAAGAGCUUCACGAGUCUUGUCCCGCCGAGUCCGGUCAAGGAGCGGAAGGACCCGUUUGCGGCGGCGAACGUUCCGGCGCAGGCGGUCCCGCCGCCCAUCUUUGAGCAGUUCGAGCCGCCUCCGACGCCUGACGCCUUGUCUGAUGCCGAGACUGGCGAGGGCGCGACGCUCUAUCCUCCUGCGACUGGCUACGCCGCGACUCCCCUCGCUGCGACGCCCAAAACCCUCCGCGACUUCAUCCCGCAACUCGCGAUCCUCGUCUCGCUUUUCCUCUCGUCCUUCGCCGUGAUCGCCUUCACCAUCUCGACCCUUCCCGGUCUCUUCCUCCCUCACUCAGUCUCCGACCUGCCCGCCCUCACAGCAACCCUGACAAAAUACCGUGCCUCGUCCUUCCUCGCCGAAUUGCACCUCUUCACAGUCCUCACCCUCCUCUUCCUCUGGAAACAAUGCUUCUCGAUCCCAGGGAGCGUGUUGACGAACAUCUUGUUCGGAGCGCUGUAUGGGACGACGGUCGGCACGUGGUGGGCUUGUUUGUGGACUGCGGCGGGGAGUACGGGCGCGUACGCGAUCGCUCUCGUUAUCGCUCCUCUCGUCGAGUAUUACUUUGCCAAACCGCUCGACAUGACUCGCAAAGCACUCAAGCUCCCCCGCCCCGGCCUCGCGCCUCCUCCGCCCGGCGUCGCGCAACAAGCCGUAGCGCCCUUGUCGAGCUCCGACUUGUUCUCGCACUUGCUGCUGGCGAGGUUCUUCCCCUUGUUGCCUUACAGCGUUCUGAACGUCAUCUCCGGCGUCCUCCGCCUCCCCCUCGGACCCUUCUUCACGACCCUCCUAAUCGGCUCAUUCCCCUUCAACUUCGCCACCGUCUCAAUCGGCAACCUCGUCGCGCUCGCCGCCUCAGACCCGUCCGUUCCGUUGGGCGACAAGAUCUGGUCCCGCCAAGUCGUGCUCAAACUCGUCGCUGUGACACUCGUCUCGGUCCUCCCUCUCGCGUUCAAGGACCACCUCAAGCGCGCGCUGAGUAACGGCGGAUCGGUCGCCUUCGCCUUGGAACGCGCGAAGGACGGCUUGGCCCGAAGCCUAUUCGGAUUCGGCGCCGUACCCUCCGUCUCCACCACUCCCGCGCGCCAUCAGUCCACCCUCACUACCGGCGGCCCGAGAAGCUGGAAACGCAAGGUGUCGAGCUCGAUCGGCUCGGGCGCAAGCGACCUCUUUGCGUUCCUCGGAGUGCACUCCGGGUCGCGCGGAGUGUACGAGCGCGUGGCGACGCAGGGAGAGGGAGGGACGGGGGUGUUGGAUGAGGUUGAGAUGGGCGGGAUCGAGGACGAUGUGGGGUUGUAUGAUCAGUAA